UUGUGUAUUAUUGUUAUUAUUAUAUAUCCCCACCCCACCAGUCCACGCCAUCAUCCCAGACAGACUUCAAGUUAUUUGUUUUUUAUAAAACAAUAAAUCUGCUUAAAAAGCAACGACAUAUGCAGAGAAAGGGAUCGAUUCGUAGGUAGAAGUAGAACAUCUCUGUUGUUGAACAGUGGUACUGCUGGUCGCGGUAAAUCUUUUUGUUAUGUGCGUGUGUGCGCGCCUCUCUCCCUCUCUCUCACUCUCUGUAGACUCCCAACAGACUUAACAAUUUAAAAAAAAAAAAAAAAAAACAAGAGAAGAAGAAGAAGAAGAAGAAAGUUAAAAAAGAUAAUUUUGGCCCUCCUCCUCCUCCCUUCUGCAAACUUGAGAGAGCAAGCGACCCAAUCUCAUCCCCGUCUUUUUAUGCUAGCCCUUUUUCUUCUUUGGACGGUCUACAACUGGCCAGGAAGAUCCUUUCGGCAUUCCAUUUGAGUGCGUUGGUGAGGCAGGAGAAGCGACAUGUCAGGUCUGUACAAUCCCAAUUUUUCUCCUGCUACUGCCAGAGCUCUUUCCCCACAGAUUCGAACUACUCCGUCGGAUGUUGUUGACAGCAAUCAGUACUUAUCGGAGCUGUUGGCAGAGCAUCAGAAGAUUUCACCUUUCAUGCAGGUCCUCCCAGUAUGUAGCGGGCUCUUGAAUCAAGAGAUUUUACGGGUUUCUGGAAUAAUGCCUAACCAAGGUUUUGGUGAACUUGAGCGACUACAGCAUAGAAGCCCCAGUCCCAUGGCUUCUUCAAAUCUUAUAUCAAAUGUUGCAGGGACUGGACCGAGUAGUUGGAAUGCCCUUCCUCAGGAGAGGCUAAGUGGUCCCCCUGGGAUGACAAUGGAUUGGCAAGGAGCACCAGCAAGUCCUAGUUCAUACACAGUGAGGAGAAUUUUGCGCUUAGAGAUUCCGGCAGAUGCGUAUCCAAAUUUUAAUUUUGUCGGGCGGCUUCUGGGCCCCAGGGGCAAUUCACUAAAACGGGUGGAAGUUACUACAGGAUGCCGUGUCUACAUUAGAGGAAAAGGAUCGAUAAAGGACCCUGACCAGGAAGAGAAGCUACGGGGAAAACCAGGCUAUGAACAUCUGAACGAGCCACUCCAUAUCCUGAUCGAGGCUGAUUUGCCUGCCAAUGUUGUUGAUAUAAGGCUACGACAGGCACAGGAGAUUAUAGAAGAACUGCUCAAACCAGUGGAUGAGUCGCAGGAUUAUAUUAAGAGGCAGCAGUUGCGAGAACUAGCCAUGCUAAAUUCCAAUUUCAGAGAGGAGAGUCCUGGGCCCAGUGGCAGCGUCUCACCUUUUAAUACUAGUGGAAUGAAACGCCCAAAAACAGGACGUUAAGACAUCAUAUUGGUUACUGCGCAAAAUGGCUUCUUCUGUUGGCAUUAUUUAUGAAGUACAGUUGCCAAAGAUCAAGCUCAAUUAUGCGAUCCAAAAAAUAUCUGAGUCCAGCUAUAGCUAGCUACCGAAACAAAUAGAAAGGAACCGUCAAACAGUCCUUGGUGGUGAGCUUUUCUGGUUGUGGUUGUGUUUAUUCUUUGAACAAGUAAAAUUAAAAUCUAGGAGUAGAGAUACCAAGAAGAAAAAAAAUCGUGAUCUAUACAGUGGGUAUUGGAGUCCGAUCUUGUAAGCCUCGGCCAUUGAAUUUGAUCUUAUUGUUUGUAGCCUUUCUUUGUUCUGAGUGUGGAAUAUAGGAGGAGGAAAUCUUCAUGCAAGGGGAUUGGGCAUACAUGUUAGUUGUAGGUGCAUUUGUGUUAUGUGAUCUAUGAUUAAGGCCAUACUUAAUUCUGUUGGACAUUUGAUUGAUAAAGAAAGGACGACGGCCAUGUUGGUCGGUUUACUGUGUUA
Diospyros lotus (date-plum) is the source of this 1872-nucleotide messenger RNA. RefSeq names its product KH domain-containing protein At3g08620-like. NCBI's taxonomy places the organism in Eukaryota, Viridiplantae, Streptophyta, Magnoliopsida, Ericales, Ebenaceae. Gene Ontology annotation, biological process: regulation of mRNA splicing, via spliceosome. The record is from RefSeq and is a predicted model, not a curated record. Bases 505 to 1365 code for a protein of 286 amino acids. The transcript is spliced from 7 exons. Gene Ontology annotation, molecular function: mRNA binding. Gene Ontology annotation, cellular component: nucleus.